CUACAAACGCGAAAAACUUUAUUCAGCAAAGAGACAUGUUUAGCCCAGAAGACAAUCUGCUAUCAUCAGUAAUAUCUUUACAGAAAUGCAAUCAAGCUACACAACUACUCGCUAUUAGCGUUCUGAAUAGGUUUAUCAAGCCUGUGAACUGCAAAAUGUUGGCACAAACCAGUUACAUGCGCUCUAAUCGGCGAUUAUUAAUUAAUUCAAGUGUGUAAAGUGCACAAUAAGUGUGCUUGUAUGAAUAUAAUCGCAUAUUUGGGAAUCGUUUUACACAGUACUAGUGUAGACUGGGUUGCUAGCCGCGGCUAGUUAGAGCUGCUAGCUGCAUACUCACCUAAAUAGUUCUCUCUGUGUUUAUCCACCUUCACAUCGUCCCAGUUGAACUGGUCCUGACCCCCCCCUCACCCCUCCAGAUCUCGAUGAGCCAAACAUGACUUCUGCUGAACACACUGAAAGAUGUUUUACACACAUGUGCAGCACAACAACCAGGACUUGGUUUUCCACAACAUCCGGGAACCCGCCUGCUUUUAUAUCAUACAUGUAACAUGAAGCGCUUUUCAAUCACUGCAAACACUAGGGCGUCGACCACGUUCCAUUCAGUACGACGUGACAAAAUUGUUUAUUUUCUUUAAAUAGUCCGUGAGGCGUUUCCCUGUAAGAAUACGCGAUCGCGAUGUCAACAUCAUGUGCGGUUUGGCGCGCGGAUGUUCUAAAGAUCUGCGAGGCGUGCGUCGCCUUCUGAUGACGCCAGCGACGCAUCAGUAAUGGCUCUCAUGCGAAAAGCAGUCACCUGAGCGAGAGAGGAAGAUUAUAGGCGAAGGGAGAAAGACAUUCUCCCCCUAUUUGAUCACUUCUUUUCCCCGAUGUAUGUUAGGUUUAUCUCCAGGUUUUUGUCAGCGAUGGCUGGACCGAGGCCUGUGGUGAUGAGCGGACCGUCUGGAGCUGGCAAAAGCACUCUGCUGAAGAAGCUGCUCAAGGAGUUUGAUGGCGUAUUUGGCUUCAGCGUUUCCCAUACGACGCGGAGCCCCCGUCCAGGAGAGGAGGACGGCAAAGAUUAUCAUUACGUUACCAGGGAAGUGAUGCAGGCGGACGUAGCUAAGGGUGAAUUUCUCGAAAAUGCUGAAUUUUCAGGGAACAUGUAUGGAACAAGUAAAGCAGCUGUACAGGCCGUUCAGGCCAAAAAUUUGAUUUGCAUUUUGGACAUUGACAUGCAGGGAGUGAAGAACAUCAAGAGAACCGAUCUCAACCCCAUCUAUGUGUCCAUCCAGCCUCCGUCAAUGGAAACCCUGGAAAAACGCUUAAGGGAUAGAAAAACGGAAUCUGAGGAAAGUCUACAGAAACGUUUACAUGCAGCCAAAGUUGACAUGGAAAUAAGUAAAGAGCCAGGUUUAUCUGAUGUGCUGAUUAUCAAUGAUGACCUUGACUUAGCGUAUGGGAAAUUAAAAGAUGCUCUUCUUGAGGAAAUCCAGAAGGUCAGAGACACCAACAAUUCGUAGACGAGAGCACACCUGCUAACCACAGCGACCUUCAAACCUUCAAACCUCAACAUUCCACCCAGGAAAGACUUUCUGAGGUUCAGUCGAUACUCCCAACACCGCUGAACGUCAAACAUUUAUACAUUACUAUACGGUGCAGGCUAAUAUUAUAUAUUCUGAGUUUAUUUCAUGACCACGUAUGUUACGUAAUUCCUGGGCUAAAGGUCAGAAACAUGAAGAUUCAACCAAGAAACACUCCGAAAGAGUUUGUUUUGAUUUUUGAACAAUGGAAGAGACAUGAUACAGAUUGUAGAUUUUAUAUAUCUAUCUAGCACGUUCACUAAUUUAUUGGGGGUUUUUUCUAUGCUGAUAUUUUAUUAUAACUCACUCUUUGCUGUUGCAAACACAACGCAGCUUUCCAUUCGCAACAUUUUAACAUUCAGAGCUAUUAUCUGCACCUACGUGUUGCACCUGCUUUCACUCAGAUAUAAUUGCAUCUGAACGUCUGACAAGUCGAGGAAAGCCUGGUUUCUUAACUAAUACCUAAAUCUUAAAUGAUGGAAAUGGUUGCGUCUCAUCAUGUUCCGCGUACACAUUACAUGCACAUUACUCAGAAUCAGAUUACGCUUUUGUAAAUAAGGAUAUUUCACUUUAAUAUGUUUACCAGCUUUGAAAGUUUUAUAGAGUUCAAAGCCGAUGCAGGCUUUGUUUCAGACUCUGUUUUUAGCGCAAGGCAGCUUAUAAACACAGCCACAAGUCUCUUAGUAGGUUUAGGAGACAUUAUUGAUGCUUUUAGUCUUACACAGCUGAUCUUUAGUAGAUCGUUCCAGCAGUUCUGAUCUAUUCCUGUUAAUAUUAAAUGUGACCAUCAAAUAAUACGGAUACCAAAAUAAUACAUCAUUUUAAACUGAAAUGAUAGAUUACAUGCACAGUUCAUUUUACCUAAAUUACACCAUUAUGUUUGUUAGCGUUUGAAACAUUGAAACAUUGAACAAUUUUUGUUCAACAAAACAAAAUACUCAAAAAUGUGAAAUCAUGCGCUAAAUGGUGGUUUCAGUCCACCUGGUAUAAUGUAUAACAAUAGUUUUACAUGUAUAUAACAUACAACAAUAAUAACAAAAGCAAGAGUUUUAAAAUGGGCUCUUGUGUUUUUCUAUUGAGCACACACACACACACGUUUAUAUUUGUUUCUCCCAACCUUCAAAGUACUGUAUGUUACUCAUUGUCCAUUGAGUGUGAAAAAGAUGUAAUAUAAUAACUUGUGAUGUACAGACCUACAAAUGAAACAUGAAGUUUAUCAAAAUGGAACAACGGUUUUCCUAAAAUGGCACAAUU
Molecule: messenger RNA, 2813 nt
Organism: Sinocyclocheilus anshuiensis
Lineage: Eukaryota; Metazoa; Chordata; Actinopteri; Cypriniformes; Cyprinidae
Gene: guk1a
Product: guanylate kinase 1a
Exons: 8
Coding region: 867-1499 (210 amino acids)
Biological process (GO): purine nucleotide metabolic process
Cellular component (GO): cytosol
Molecular function (GO): GMP kinase activity
Source: RefSeq, a predicted model, not a curated record